This is a messenger RNA of Notothenia coriiceps (black rockcod), 1148 nucleotides long. RefSeq names its product cysteine-rich hydrophobic domain 1 (gene chic1). Lineage: Eukaryota; Metazoa; Chordata; Actinopteri; Perciformes; Nototheniidae. The record is from RefSeq and is a predicted model, not a curated record. The transcript has 6 exons. Bases 16 to 540 code for a protein of 174 amino acids.
UCCGCCGCAGACGUCAUGAGCGUCUUACUACCCAACAUGGCGGACUUUGAUACCAUUUAUGAGUUGGAAGACGAAGAGGAUGAGCAGGUAGUGAGUGAGGAACACUUGCCCAGAUACUGUCUGGAGCCCGUGGUGAUGCGAGGGGCCGGACACAUCACAGUGUUUGGACUGAGCAACAGAUUUGACACAGAGUUUCCCUCUGUUCUCACGGGAAAGGUUGCGCCAGAGGAAUUCAAAACCAGCAUCACCAGGGUGAACGGCUGCUUGAAGAAGAACUUGCCUGUGAAUGUGAAGUGGCUUCUCUGUGGCUGCCUGUGCUGCUGCUGUACAGUAGGCUGCAGUCUGUGGCCUGUUAUCUGCCUCAACAAGAGAACAAGACGGUCCAUUCAUAAGUUGCUAGAGUGGGAAAAUAACCGGUUAUACCACAAGCUGGGGCUGCACUGGAAACUCAGUAAAAGAAAAUGUGAAAGCAGCAAUAUGAUGGAAUAUGUGAUUCUUAUAGAAUUCUUACCCAAAUAUCCUAUAUUCAGACCGGACUGAGGAGCCGUUGACAGACUGGACGUGUGGCCCUUGAAUCUUCUCCUUAGUGCCUUGUAUAUACAGUAUGUUGGAAAAGGGUCUGCACCGCUGUCCCUCCUGACGGCCCCCUACAUCUCCCAGUACCUUGUACAUUAGAAUUUGCAACACUGUCACUUUGCUUUAGAGCAGAUUUUGCACUUUUUCCCGACAGAUCCAGACAUGUCCCCUUCGUUGCACUCGGAUGUGUUUUUUUGUUACAUGUGACAAAUAAGUGAAACUCUCCAAAAGUGCAUUUACCCCAAAGAACCAUCAGCUCAUCCCAUCCAUGAUAUCAGUAAUCCCUUGCAAAGAAUGUGACGCCUCCACCUUCCCAAACUGUCCUUGCCUUAUGUAUGACCUUUUGUUUUUAAAUAACAUGUAAGAGGAAGAGGAGGAGGAGGAAGGCCCUGGGUUCCUCAACAAGUCAGUCCAUUAAAAUGCUGGUUGUUGGGUUUGAAUCCAGUUCUUUGCAAGAAGAUGGGAUGGCUGACAUUGCCUAGCGUACAGUGUACGUCCUCACCUUGUGUUCUCUUUAUAUUUGACCCUCUGUACCUGGGAGCUAGCUAGUAUAAAACUUGACCUGUAAAUAU